AGGUGAUUGAGUCUCUGGGCAUCAUGAUCUACAAGGCGUUGGACUACGGUCUGAAGGAGAGCGAGGAGCGGGAGCUGAGCCCACCCCUGGAGCAGCUCAUAGACCUCAUGACCAACAUGGGCGAGGCCGAGAGAGACGCCUGCCCUGAUGAAGGUUACGAGGCCACUGAGGAAGAGGAGGAGGCCGAAGACGACCCCAUCAACAUCUGUAACGUCCGUGUCUACAGGGACAUCCUCAGGGUAGGCAGCUGUUGAUUGGGGGGAGGGUGGUGGUUGAUGAUUAAAAGCCAAAAUGUCACUACAAAAUGGUGGUGAUCAGGAAAGGUUAUGGUACUGGAGCCUGCAGUUGUUGUAUAAGUCUUUCCUCCAGUAGUGAUGAGAGUAUCAUCUAUACUAAAUCCACCCAGCAUGUCCAGUAGUGAUGAGGGAACAGACAUCUAUACUAGAUCCACCCAGUGAGUCCUUAGAUGCCCCAAUGGUGUUUAGAUAACCAUAGUCUUCAGCCUCCCAUCCGACCCGGCCCGAUGAGGUCAGACAUGACAGUGGUGAAGUAAUGAUUCUAGAGCUAGGGCCCAGGGGAUGGAACCAGGUCUCCAUAGAGACUGCUAGCAAGGUUAUCUGAGGCUGUGGACAUCUGAUCUGCCUGGGUGACAGUGUCGCUGUUGUCUCGUCAGCCCUACUGGCCAAUGGCUAGAUGUCUCCUCUAAUAACUGUCAUCCUCUCUACCCUCCUGUCCACCCCUCGUCUCUCUCUCUCUGUCUGAUGUUAACUACGGAGCCUUACUCUGAGGGACUUCCUGCCUGCCUCUCUCUCUCUCUCUUACUGCCUUCUAGAUGUUUCACAAGAUUUCAGAUGUAUGUUCCUGUGUGAUUUGCAAUCAGAGAUCUCCUCCUAUAUCAGCAUGACCCAUGAUAAAUGGGUCAGGGAAUAUUGAGAUUAUGAUGCUACUGGGGAAAGACUCCCUAAUACCUAAUUCUCAAUUUCUGCUCCAGGCUUCCUCCUCUCUACACAGCAGCACCAUUUAUCAGACAGAAAUGUUGUCAAUUCAGGGAAUUUACUUGGUGGGCAAGAUUGCAGAUGAGACAGCCAACCGUUUUCUGUUAGAAUUUGAGGAGCUACAGUGAGGGAAAAAAGUAUUUGAUCCCCUGCUGAUUUUGUACGUUUGCCCACUGACAAAGAAAUGAUGAGUCUAUAAUUUUAAUGGUAGGUUUAUUUGAACAGUGAGAGACAGAAUAACAACAAAAAAAUCCAGAAAAACGCAUGUCAAAAAUGUUAUAAAUUGAUUUGCAUUUUAAUGAGGGAAAUAAGUAUUUGACCCCCUCUCAAUCAGAAAGAUUUCUGGCUCCCAGGUGUCUUUUAUACAGGUAACGAGCUGAGAUUAGGAGCACACUCUUAAAGGGAGUGCUCCUAAUCUCAGCUUGUUACCUGUAUAAAAGACACCUGUCCACAGAAGCAAUCAAUCAAUCAGAUUCCAAACUCUCCACCAUGGCCAAGACCAAAGAGCUCUCCAAGGAUGUCAGGGACAAGAUUGUAGACCUACACAAGGCUGGAAUGGGCUACAAGACCAUCGCCAAGCAGCUUGGUGAGAAGGUGACAACAGUUGGUGCGAUUAUUCACAAAUGGAAGAAACACAAAAGAAACACAAAAUAACCUCGGCCUGGGGCUCCAUGCAAGAUCUCACCUCGUGGAGUUGCAAUGAUCAUGAGAACAGUGAGGAAUCAGCCCAGAACUACACGGGAGGAUCUUGUCAAUGAUCUCAAGGCAGCUGGGACCAUAGUCACCAAGAAAACAAUUGGUAACACACUACGCCGUGAAGGACUGAAAUCCUGCAGCGCCCGCAAGGCCCCCCUGCUCAAGAAAGCACAUAUACAGGCCCGUCUGAAGUUUGCCAAUGAACAUCUGAAUGAUUCAGAGGAGAACUGGGUGAAAGUGUUGUGGUCAGAUGAGACCAUAAUUGAGCUCUUUGGCAUCAACUCAACUCGCCGUGUUUGGAGGAGGAGGAAUGCUGCCUAUGACCCCAAGAACACCAUCCCCACCGUCAAACAUGGAGGUGGAAACAUUAUGUUUUGGGGGUGUUUUUCUGCUAAGGGGACAGGACAACUUCACCGCAUCAAAGGGACGAUGGACGGGGCCAUGUACCGUCAAAUCUUGGGUGAGAACCUCCUUCCCUCAGCCAGGGCAUUGAAAAUGGGUCGUGGAUGGGUAUUCCAGCAUGACAAUGACCCAAAACACACGGCCAAGGCAACAAAGGAGUGGCUCAAGAAGAAGCACAUUAAGGUCCUGGAGUGGCCUAGCCAGUCUCCAGACCUUAAUCCCAUAGAAAAUCUGUGGAGGGAGCUGAAGGUUCGAGUUGCCAAACGUCAGCCUCAAAACCUUAAUGACUUGGAGAAGAUCUGCAAAGAGGAGUGGGACAAAAUCCCUCCUGAGAUGUGUGCAAACCUGGUGGCCAACUACAAGAAACGUCUGACCUCUGUGAUUGCCAACAAGGGUUUUGCCACCAAGUACUAAGUCAUGUUUUGCAGAGGAGUCAAAUACUUAUUUCCCUCAUUAAAAUGCAAAUUAAUUUAUAACAUUUUUGACAUGCGUUUUUCUGGAUUUUUUUGUUGUUAUUCUGACUCUCACUGUUCAAAUAAACCUACCAUUCAAAUUAUAGACUGAUCAUGUCUUUGUCAGUGGGCAAACGUACAAAAUCAGCAGGGGAUCAAAUACAUUUUUCCCUCACUGUAUAUGGGAUGGGAAAUGCAGUGGACUACUGGUGCCAAGAUCAUGCCAAGAGCACCUUCUGUUCAUCUCAGAGAAACAAGGACAUACAGUAUUUUGUAAUCUGCUGUCACAAGGAUAUGUUCUGUCAUCUGCUGAAUGACCAUAUUUACAGUAUCUACAAUGUUUUACUUACAGUACUACUUCUCUCUCCCUGUCUGUCUGUGUGUAGAUGUGUGUGUCCCACCUCCCCAGCCCUGGCGACGCCCCCAGCCACUACCAGGCUGUGUGCCGUGCUCUCUAUGCUGAGACCAGGGAGCUGCGCUCCUUCCUGGAGAAGAUCAAGAGUGCCAAAGAGGUGAGGCUACACAUCAAUGCGUGACCAACUGGGUUCAAACCCCCUGUCUCCUGUGUGCAACAAGACUGUGUUAGUCCACUGAGCUAAAGGCUAGGAAGUAGCUUGGGCAGGUAAAGUCUUCAGGUCUCAGGGAAGGUUAUUCAUCAUGUGAGCAUGGUUCACAAAACCACCUCCAUUUACCAAUGCUCACAACGCACUACACAGUACUUGACUGCAUAGGCCCUCAGCUUGCUUACAUAUUGGUUCUGUUCCAUUGUCCAUACUAGCAUAAUACUUAGCAUGUAUACCCAAUACAUUGCUUAAUCCUAUGUGGUAUGCAAACCAGUGUGGAUAUUUGAACAGCUCAGCUCUGUUUCUGGGGCCUGAUUGACAUCUCAUUCUCAGGCUCCGCUGCACAUAGGACCACUAAAGGGUGAAUCUGAAUGGUCAUUGACAUUCACCACUAGACAACCUUGCACUGUAAAUCAGACAGACACGUAGACCUGGGACAUAUAUUCAGAGGUCAUAUGACUGGAGAGACAUUACUUCAGGAGAUUAAGAAACAUGCCAUUAUCAUGUUUGACACGCUUCAGAGAACUGAUCAACAUGGCACACUACAUACAUGUCCUGUAAUGGAUCCUACUGUAUAUCAGCCUUGAGUCGGGUGUGUGUGUUUUACAGAGGAGAAGGAAUGCAGGUUACUCUGUGUGUGUGUGUGUGUGUUGUGGUAAAAUCAAGCAAUUCGAUAAAAAAAAGAACACACACUACAUUUACAUUUUUACAUUUACGUCAUUUAGCAGACGCUCUUAUCCAGAGCGACUUACUACACAACAUAACCAGUGUGUUGGCAUGGGUACCUGGAUUUACGUUGUACUGUAGUGCUAGAGACACAGCUGUUGUUUGUAAAACAUAUCCACAGCAGGGAGUCAGGAUGAGACUCAGGCAGCAGUGUUGUUAUCUGCCACUGUGCCUCGCACCGAGCCACACGCAUUUAGCAUCUCAUAUUUCAUGACCUCUAACCGUGUCUGCCACAGGUCAUCACAGUGAUGUUUACUGUGGGCUAGAAUGUAAUAGGGAUAGACAAUGGAGCGGACCUGGGACUGAGAGACCGGAACAACAGUGCGUGUGUGUGAGUGUGUGAGUGUGUGUGUGUGUGUGUGUGAGUGUGUGAGUGUGUGUGUGUGUGUGUGUGUGUGUGUGUGUGUGUGUGUGUGUGUGUGUGUGUGUGUGUGUGUGUGUGUGUGUGUGUGUGUGUGUGUGUGUGUGUGUGUGUGUGUGUGUGUGUGUGUGUGUGUGUGUGUGUGUGUGUGUGUGUGUGUGUGUGUGUGUGUGUGUGUGUGUGUGUGUGUGUGUGUGUGUGUGUGUGUGUGUGUGUAGACAUGCUAUCCCACCCCGGCAUAUGACAGGUUAAAGUAAGCCAGUAAGGAGCAUUGAUGGGAGUGAUCUGUCUACCUCAGGGGAAGCUGCCUGGGAGUAGCUGCAGGUUUUGUUGUCAAAUAUUCUGCUUAGUCUUUCACCUGGCUGGGGAGCAGAGUCCACUUCUGUCUGUACAGUUCUAUAGUACGGUAUUAUAGGGCUUAGUUCUGUGGUGGUACAGAUGUAGGAUCUUAAUUUGAUCACCUUGUUGCAGGAGAACUUCUGAAGUUUGUAAUUUCCACUUUGAAAUGUCAGACUUUUUACAUUUUUAUCAACCCCUAUAAAAAUGUCCAUUCAUUAUAAUCCACAUAAUAAUUCACAUUUCCUGUUGCUGCAAGAUUAUUUUCCUGCUGUAGCAAACUGGCUCAAAUUAAGAUCCUAAAUCUGUACAUAGGUAACUCCCACUGGCUCAAAUUAAGAUCCUAAAUCUGUAAAUAGGUAACUCCCUAAUGUUGUAGUGAACAUGUCUGCAUAUCUAAAGGCUUAGUUUAAUGUCCCUAUUAGUCCCACAAUGCACUGCUGUCUGCCACAGGGUCACAUGUGCUAUAUCAAAUCAAAAUCAAAUCAAAAUUUAUUUGUCACAUGCGCCGAAUGCAACAGGUGUAGUAGACCUUACUGUGAAAUGCUUACAUACAAACCCUUAAUCAACAAUGCAGUUUUAAGAAAAUAUUUACUAAAUAAACUAAAGUAAAAAUAAAUAAAUAAAAAGUAACACAAUAAUAACAAUAACAAACCUAUAUACAGGGGGUACGGGUACCAAGUCAAUGUGCAGGAAUACAGGUUAGUUGAGGUAAUUUGUACAUGUAGGAAGGGGUAAAGUGACUAUGCAUAGAUAAUAAACAGCGAGUAGCAGCAGUGUAAAAACAAAGGGGGGGGGGGGUGUCAUUUGAUUAAUUGUUCAGCAGUCUUAUGGUUUGGGAGUAGAAGCUGUUAAGGAGCCUUUUGGACCUAGACUUGCCAUGCGGUAGCAGAGAGAACAGUCUAUGACUUGGGUGACUGGAGGAAUUGGACAGUUAUAUAAUUUGCUGUUACAAAAGAGAGUGGAGAGUCUUAUUAUGAGGAGAGGGUAAGAAGCUUAACUAUGAAGAAGGGGAGGAAGGUGUCAAGCUAUGUGGUUCAGGGGGCUACAGACAGUAGAUCCAGUUUAGUUAGCCUAACUGGUGUAUGCAACCAGAUGUGGAUAGGCCAGGGUGUAGUCUAGUCUACUGUAUGUGGAGGCAGAGACCUAGGGCUAUAGCAGUUGGGAUGGGGUGGGACUAAGGAUCUGCUGAACAGUGCAAUCUCUGUUCAAGAUGCUUGAUUCUUCAAUGUGGGACAAGGUUAUGCUUAUGUGUGUGUGUGUGUGUGUGUGUGUGUGUGUGUGUGUGUGUGUGUGUGUGUGUGUGUGUGUGUGUGUCUCUCUGUCUGUGUGAUACCAGGAGGAGUAAGAUGAGCUUUCGGCCCAGCAUCAUUCCCCUCCCCCACUUGUUCUCCUCUGUCUGGCAGCGAGGCAGAGACAUGUUGUCCCACAGGGGAUCUAGCUAGCUAACUGCAGCUACAGGACAGCAGGCAGAGAGAGACCCUUUCUUUCAUAACAAAGAGCUCUAUAACAGGACAGAAGGACGCUAUUAAAAGCAUAGUUGUAGGUGAAUCACCGAAGCCACUUCUGUUCCUAUUUGCUCAGGGUUAACUACUAUAAAUUACGGAAGGAAAAUUAAAGGCUGGAAUUAAUGACUGCUUCAUUAAGGAUUUGGUAAUUGCCCUAAUUAGUUAUGUGAAUUUUUUUGGGUUUGCUAUAAACAAACACACAUACACCUAGGCUAAUGUUAUUUGAAAUACAUGAGCAUGAUACUACUACUACUACUACUACUACUGCAGUCUGUCAUUAUAACACUGUGUACACAGUUAGCAAACUACUGUUGAAAUGGAAAUGUUUGGCUUUGAUGUGAUUUGGGAUGGUGUUGUGUUGGUCAUACAAAUGAGUGUUAAAUCUAACAUCAUCUCACCCUGAGCUCCUCUGCUCAGAAAUGAUGUCCUUUUUAAAAUGUUUGUCAACAAUCAUGUUGUUAUUCACAAACCAUUGUAAAGGUUUCUGGAUUAUGUUAUUACAUGGACUCCCGAGUGGCGCAGCGGUCAAAGGCACUGCAUCUCAGUGCUAGAGGCGUCACUACAAACCCUGGUUUGAUUCCAGGCUGUAUCACAAUCCGGCCGUGAUUGGGAGUCCCAUAGAGCGGCGCACAAUUGGCCCAGUGUCGUCCGGGUUUGACCGGGGUAGGCCGUCAUUGUAAAUAAGAAUUUGUUCUUAACUGACUUGCCUAGUUAAAUAAAGGUUAAAAAAUAAAAUAAACAUGAAAAGGGAAUAUGGUAGAGAACUGUUAAUGGUAGAGAAGGUAGACACCUUAGAUGUGUGAGUUAUGGCUCUUUAUAUCCAGUGAGAGGAGAGGCCCUAUAGUAAAUCUCCUGUGAGGGGCUGUAGCAGAGAGACUCCCAUGAUUGCUCUAUCAAACAGCGGUGGGAUGCAGGGUGACACCCACUCUCUCACCACACAUAACAGGGAGAGGGGACAGGAGGAGGAGAGAGGAGGAGGAGGCUUUCCAGUCUGCUGCAGAACAGAUCCAUCAGUGCUGUCCUCUAAUGAACUCCUAAAUCAGGAGGAGAAGGGAUGCAGGUUGCUCACUGCUUCAUUGGUUGCAUCCCAAUUCUCUCGAAGUGCAUUUGCUCACAUUUAAAAGCAGUGGAUUGGUGUUAGCAUGGGCUAGCUAAGGGAGUUCCCACACUGUAUUUCAUACAGUCAUCUUGACCAUGGCUAAAAGCUAUCAUCUCUGCUAUGCAUACAUUGGCAGGACCAUGCUAUGUUCCUUAUGGCUACACUGAUGAUUUUCAAUCACUGAUGAAAAUGGACUGGGCAUGUGUGUGGUGGGAAUGUGUUAGCAUACCAUCAUGAUGCUAAUUGAUAGGGACUUGGCAGGUUGUCAGGCUGUGAAGGCUCUCGUUAACUGUAAUUGAUAAUCGAAUAGGUAUUGAUUUGUGGGUAUGACUGAUAGCGGGGCUAGCUGCCUGUCCUAAUGCUGCGGUAGUCAAGGAACUUGAUUAACAUCUAAUUUCAACAUGAAAGGAUGAAAUCUGUAGCUUUGAGGUCAGUUACUUAGUUAAAGGUCCAAUGCCAUGUUUAUCUCAACAUCAAAUCAUUUCUGGGUAACAAUGAAGUACCUUACUGUGAUUGUUUUCAAUAAAAAUGGUCACAAAGAAACAAAAAUAGCUUCUUAGCAAAGAGCAAGAUUUUUGGCUAGGACUGAGUGUGGUCUGAGUGUGGAGGGGAAAACUAAAAACUAGCUGUUAUUGGCAGAGAGGGUUGGAACUCUCUUUCUUAUUGGUCUAUUAACUAAUUUACCACCUGGUGAUGUCACCAGGCAGGCCAAAACUCCAUCACACAAAAACAGACAGAAAUUUCAGGCAUUAAAAAGGGCAUUACAUUAAAAGGGCAUUAUCAUCAUUUUCACAAUUUCACAGUAUUAUUCCGAACUCAUAGUGUGGAAAUAUAUAUAGAACACAGGAAACGUUUUUGACUGCACUGGGCCUUUAAGCUCACAUUAAGCUCUGAGUGCUCAUCUCUUUCUCUCUCUGAUCCCCCUACCUCUCUCUCUCUCUGUCUUUCUCUCUCUCUCUCUUCCUCGCUCUAUAGAAUCUUAUGUUUAUAGAUGUAUAUAGCUUUCUAUAUGUAUCGAUAUUUAUUUGUUAGAGAUCUAUUUAUAUUAGGGCUCUUUGUAUUAUAUAUGUAUAUAUGUAUUUUUAUAUAUUAGAUAUAUAUUAUAUAAUAUAUAUAUAUAUUCUCUCGCUCUUUCUUCUCUCUAUCGCCAGAUCUCUCUCUCUCUCUCUCGCUCUCUCUCUCCUACCGCUCUCUCUCUCUCUCUUCUCUCUCUUUCCCUACCUCUAUCUCGUAUCUCCUGUCUCUCUACCGCUUUCUCAGCCUCUCUCUCUCUCUCUCUCUCUCUACUCUCUCUAUGGUAGAAUCUUCGGAAGAUGGGUGGCGAGCCGUCUGAGGGUCCCAGCAGAGACCUAAAUGAGCUCCAGAAUGCAGACUGGGUAGGUGACCAGCUCCUUAAUAGCCUCACAGCCUAGCCCCUUUUAUCUGGCAACACCCUUCUCUGACACCCUUAUGUGACACCCUUAGGACAGGUUUCCCAGACCCAUAUUAAACCUACUCUUGGACUAGCAUAUUUUGUAGCCCAGGAGUAUCUAGGCUUCAUCUGGGUCUGGGAAAUUGGCCCUAUAAGUGUUAAGUCAUUGGAUGAGUACUGUGUUGCUAUAUGAUUCCUGUCCCCCUGCAUCCCCCAGGCUAAGUUCUGGAUGCAGGUGAUGGGAGACCUGCGUAACGGGGUGAAGCUGAAGAAGGUCCAGGAGCGCCAGUACAACCCUCUGGCCAUCGAGUUUCAGCUCACGCCCUAUGAGAUGCUCAUGGAUGACAUCCGCUCCAAACGCUACAAACUACGCAAGGUCAUGGUAAGACUGUCAGGUGUCUUAAAACCAUGGUUUGUUGUCAUGUUUGAAGCAGUUACUGUAAUUAAGCAGAGAUAUGUAGUUAUGCUGUCUCUUAAUCUCUCUCUGUGUGUGUGUGUGUCUGUGUCUGUGUCUGUGUCUGUGUCUGUGUCUGUGUGUCUGUCCCUUGCACCUCCAGGUAAACAACGACAUCCCACCAAGGUUGAAGAAGAGUGCCCAUGAGGUCAUCCUAGACUUCAUCCGGUCCAGACCUCCUCUCAACCCUGUGAGUGCACAGCCUAUAGAAACAACAGAUAUACUUUACAUCGACUAGCAACCUCUUUGGUGUUGGAAUGGUGGUGGGCUGAACCAUAGAGAUACAACUCUGUUCUAUCUCUAUGGGCACUCUGUUUUGGAACAGAGUACCAUAGAAUGAAAUAAGAAGACAACUAUUAGCUAUGUAUGUAAAGUAUAUCUCUUAUCUAAAUGGGCUGUACAGUCAUAGGGUUUAGAGAGGAGAACAUGGGGCAUUUUCUCUCCUUCUAAUCCUGUUAAUGUACAGUACUGUAUAGUACAUGUACUAUAUACUAUACGAUAGUACAUUCUAUGGUACCUGCCUCACAUUCCUCUCAUUCUGGUGUCUUCUAGUCUUGCCAUGCCAGGCUUCCAAGUCUUGUUCAUCACUGGAACGUGAGGAAGCCUGGGAAUUAAUGCUAGGGGUCUUCCCUUUCCAUUUAAAUCCUCAAGCCACUGAACCCAUCUUUAGUCAAAGAAAGACUUCAUCUUUAUAUCCCAAAAGAAAUACAGGUAGUUCAGGAUUUUGGGUUCUGGGGUAUGAUUAUACUGAUUGGAAUGAGGGGUGAUAGAUAGAUAAUCAGAUCAUCUACUACUGGAGCUGUAUAUCAAUGCUCACUGCCCCAGCCUCAGUGAAGUGCCUGCCUCAGUAAUGAGAGGAGCGGACUGACAGUCAAAAGAGUUACUGUUACAAAGUGACAGUGAUAUUAACGGUACAGUGACAGUGAUAUUAACAGUACAGUGACAGUGAUAUUAACAGUACAGUGACAGUGAUAUUAACAGGACAGUGACAGUGUUAUUAACAGUACAGUGACAGUGAUAUUAACAGUACAGUGACAGUGUUAUUAACAGGACAGUGACAGUGUUAUUAACAGUACAGUGACAGUGUUAUUAACAGUACAGUGACAGUGUUAUUAACAGUACAGUGACAGUGAUAUUAGCAGUACAGUGACAGUGAUAUUAACAGUACAGUGACAGUGAUAUUAACAGUACAGUGACAGUGUUAUUAACAGUACAGUGACAGUAAUAUUAACAGUACAGUGACAGUGUUAUUAACAGUACAGUGACAGUGAUAUUAACAGUACAGUGACAGUGAUAUUAGCAGUACAGUGACAGUGAUAUUAACAGUACAGUGACAGUGAUAUUAACAGUACAGUGACAGUGUUAUUAACAGUACAGUGACAGUGAUAUUAACGGUACAGUGACAGUGUUAUUAACGGUACAGUGACAGUGUUAUUAACGGUACAGUGACAGUGUUAUUAACAGUACAGUGACAGUGUUAUUAACAGUACAGUGACAGUGUUAUUAACAGUACAGUGACAGUGUUAUUAACAGUACAGUGACAGCGAUAUUAACAGUACAGUGACAGUGAUAUUAACAGUACAGAGACAGUGUUAUUAACAGUACAGUGACAGUGAUAUUAACAGUACAGUGACAGUGUUAUUAACAGUACAGUGACAGUGUCGUUAAGGUUUAGGAGGCAGUGGCGAAAGGCCUGAUAUCCAUAACUCUGAUGCCCAUAACUCAGUGUGAGUGCAUGUAUGUAUCUGCACGUGUGUGUGUGCACGUGUGUGUGUGUGCACGUGUGUGUGCGUUCAUGCGUUUGUGUGUGUAGGCAGCAGCCAGGAAGCUGAAGCCCCAGCCCCAGGUUCCUCCCACCCUGCACGAGAGGAUCCUGGAUGAGAUCAAAUCUGAGAGGAAACUGAGACCUGUCUCUCCUGAUGUGAUCCGCAGGAGCAGGCCUGGUGAGAACACCUCCUCUGCUGUCUUUUUUCUCGGGGGGAGAGCGGACGAGAGAGAGAGAGAGAGAGAGAGAGAGAGAGAGAGAGCGGGCGAAGAGCGCGAGAGCGGUAGCGAGAGAGAGAGAGCGAGUAGGAGAGAGGAGAAGGCGAGAGACUCAGUCGGAGCUGUGCGGGAGCUAUUCUUCCGGAUCUCUCGCUAGCUAUCGGCUCCGUCUCUCUCCUCUCUCUCUCUCUCUCUCUACUCUCUCACACCACUCACACAACACACACACACACACACACACACACACACACACACACACAACACUCACACUCAUUGUGAGAAGGUGAAGUAUGUUGUGAUUAUGCACUUUCACGGGUGCUGGGCAUCGGCAUGAAUGAAAAAAUGGUGAAUCAUACUUUCUUUCAUUGGUUUAAACGAUGCUUCCACCCAGCCAAGUUACUGUUUUCUUGGAUGCCUGUGCUGUUUGGUGUUACAGCUCUGCUAGUAAUACAGCCUAAACAUACACCUUGUCUGGUGUUAUGCUAAGUGCCUGUAUUGACUAUAACCAAACCAAACCUCUGAAGAGAGAAUGUAUUUUAUUUAGUUAUUAUGUUAAUGUUUUCUCACCAUUGGCUAUGCACUUUCUACUGACUACUUUCAUCAUUUUACAUUUCCUAACAUACUGUACUGUACUGCACUAUGGACAGCUGACAGACAUGUCGGCAGAUGAUGUCUUUCUUCUUGCUUACUUAAUAGAUGUGUUCUGUCUGUAUUCCUCCUAACUAACCUAUGGAUAGCUUAAUAACUCUGUAACGCCACCAUUGUUUCUCUUGCAGUAAUUCGGCCUCUUAGCAUGUCUCAAAGUUUUGACCUGUCAGGUAAAGAUCUGUCCAGUUACCUGGCUGUUUCUUUACGUCUCUAUCUAUCGUGGUUGUUGUCCAUCUGCCCAAGCUAGAACAUGCAUAUUAAUACUCUCAUCUCAUGCUUCUUCAUGCUUCAGUGGUGGUGUUGAUGGUUGUCUUGGUUGGCUCUGCACCGCAGCAGUAUGCGCUCUGGUUGUGACGUCAUGAUGUCAGACACUGGUCAGGAUGAGAACUGUCAAGCGCAGAGGGGAUGUUGAUGGCUACCUUCACAUCAGCAACUCACUCAUAGAUAACCUCAGCAUAUCUUUCAAUCAUUCUGCACCUUAGUUAAAUUCUUAUGACACUUGUUUUUGAAUCUCCACAUGGAAUGUGAAAGGGCUUAAUGGUCUACUCAAACUAUGCCCAGGGAUAAUGUUAAGUUAGAUGUAGCCUUACAUACCACAGACAGUUGUGAAAAAGACCAAGGUAGAUGUGACUCAAACAGGCCAACGGUUUUAUUCGCUGCCUGUCACUACAGUACAUCUUUGAUAAUGAACUAUUUCUCGAAGGCACACUUGCUGAUGUCAAAAGCUCCACACAGCUGGUGCUCGUUCUUCUCAGUCCCUCAGGAGGAAUUGUAAAACAGUAUUUUCCUUGUCUAAAUGCUUGAAUAAUGCUCACUUCAAAUUCCUUUUUUUCUGGGAUUAGUCUAAACUAAUUAGAUCUUCCUACAUUUUUCUCUAGUGUAAUGUUGCUCUUUGGUUGAAACCUCUGUAUGUUAAAAACAGAUUGAUUGAUAAAAGUCAGUAGCCGACAGCAAGUAAAGGCAACAGAGCUCCUGCCUUUCAAACUCCCACUAAAGAAUCUAUUAAUAGAAUUCUGCUUCUGGGCCUUUUUCUUUUCGAUACUAAAAUAAAUCAGGGAAAGAGUUGCCUUAGCUAAAGAACAUCAUUACUCAGAAAUUCUCAUUACAAACAACCAAGACGUGCAUAACUACAUUGACUGUCCUCCUCACACAAUGCAGUUGUUCAUCUUGGAGAGUGAGUCUGCAGAAUUUAAUCAGAGGUGGGAUCAGAGAGCAGCGUAGACAGGAGCUGUCGGCACACACACGCGCACACACACACACACACGCAGAACACACACACACACACACACACACACACACACACACCUGUCGGCUCCCAGCUCUAUUCAACACAGAAAAGGACAUUCUCACAAAAACAUCACACUUAAUCUCCACCAUCACCUGCAUUGGUCACUUUCACUUAAGCACUUCUGAAUAACUUACAGUAUAUGGUUUUUCAAACAGAUAAGAAGAGGAUACCUUCUGUUUUAUAUGGUUGUACUGUAGUGGUUAUCCAAAAAUGUCAUCACCAAUACAUCCUCUAGUAAGAUAGAUAGCCAAUGAAUUUACAUUGGUGACACUGAAAAUAAUUUCUAAUAAUCUACACCCUCUUACUCUUUUCUGUGUCAACACUUCCUGUUGUGGGCGGGGUAUCUCAACUUUGACAAGUCUGAUUGGCUGUGCUUGACAUUUCUCCCGCUGAUCCCAGCGUCUUUCAUCACACUGGAGGCUCUUUUACCCUUUGCUCAUCCAUGGCUACUAGUCGGUUCAAUUUAUUGUUGUGUAGCUUCAAUGUGUGUGUGUGUGUGUGUUAUAUGUGUGUGUGUGCGUGCGUGCGUACGUACGUGCGUGUGUAUGUGAUGGUUGGCUAUCUGAACUUCAUUGCAGCUGGGUACUUAUCCCCUUACUUUGUGGCCAGAUUCUCCAAUACCAAUACUCACUGAGAGAGAUAGAGUUCUGUAGUCAAAUGACAGGCUAUGUUCGGGUAUAGGAAUAAACCAUUAGUACAGUCUGGCCAAUCAUAUUUAAGGAAGUGUUCCCUUUUAGGUGGAGGCAUAUACUACAGCACUCCACAGUUGAUCCUUACACGUCAAGGUAAAGUAUGUGGAGUGGUUUCGCUCUGUUUAUGUGACUAGCUACUUGUGUGCUGCAACACAUAAUGUCGGCCCGUGUUUCGUUUGUCUGCCUAUUUGGCUGUAUCCUAACACUACUGCUUAUGUCUUGAUUAAAAUAGAUUGAAUUAUACUAUAUCGACAAAUAUAGUUUACAGAAACCAGUGCUUUACAAAGUGUUUUACUUUUGACUGAUACUAAACAUAGUGCCACAAAUGGUGGAUGUUUGAUCUGCUCUAGUUUAAACCUGGCUCCUAGGACCAGUCAGUCUUGUCCCAGGCAGGCAGGAUUGGAGCUCCAGGACAGCAGUAAAGGAGGAGGGCCUUGGCCUCCCGUUGAGGUAAUGAGCUCAUAUUUGAGCCUUUUUCCAGAUGAGGUAUUCACAUGCUCACUGUGUGGUCCUUUUCACAGAGAGGGAGAGAAAGUGAGAGAGCGGGAGAAAGAGAGAGCAAGAAAGAGAGGAGAGAGAGCGAGAGAGAGCCUGGCAAGGCCUCAAUGCAUCCACAGAUCAGAUCGGCCUCUGCUACUGGUUAUCUGCUGUUUCCAGCACUGUCUUCUCCAUCCCUUCCUCCCUACUUGAUUUCUCUCUCUCUUGGGGGGAGAAGUUGUCAAUGAGGCUAGGAGGGAGGGAGUCAGCUAGGGUUAGUGUUACAUGAGAAUCCUGCUCAGUCCAGGUCUUAAAGUGUCGUGAAAGUAGAAUCCAUGUUGUGUGUAUGUGUAACACCAGGCUGCUUCUCCGUCUCUCCUCAACUCACACUCCCUCCUCACUCCAUACCGCUGGUGUGUUCCCCUCGGGUCUGUUCAGGACGGUGCAACAUUACCGAACACUCAGAUAGAAAUGUAUCACAUAGAACAGAAUCCUGUUCCCAGCUCUAUUCAUAACAUUUCUAUCUGCAGUGUUCAGUAUAGUUAGCUACGUUGCAUCCUGCUGAAAUCACCCCUGGGUAUUUGAGUUGUCCUCUGUCUGAUCAGUCUUCUUGGGACAACGUCUCCGUCCAGAUGUGUCCAGUCCUGACGGCCGCAGGAAGACAUCCAGCACCAUGACCCUCAGCAGUCUGUCCAAUGGGGGGCCAGGGGCACCAGGGGGUGGAGCCCAGGCCCUAUGUCAGAGGAAGAGGCUGAAAGCACCCACCCUGUCAGAACUGGACAGCUCCGACUCUGACGUAAGUGUGUGUGUCUGUGUGUGUGUGUGUGUGUGCUCGCACUUGCAUUUGUGUGUGUGUGUCUUCUUCUGGUAGUUGACAUCAGUAUACAGCACUGCUCUCUGUUGUUCCCCGUACAGGAUGACAUCACCAUUGGGGGUCGAAGGUCAGCCAGUAGUUCCAGUGUCUCUACAUCGGUGGUGGACGACACGUCUCCAGAGUCUGUACUGAGCAAGAAGAGUGAGUAGACUUGUAGACCAGUUGACCAGAAGGCCAGAGUUAGGGUUAGGGUUGAGCCAGGGUGUGGACAUGAAGCUAGGGUUACGGUUAAGAUUAUGGCUGGGGUUAGGGUUAGUGUUAGGGUUGAGCCAGGGUGUGGACAUGAAGCUAGGGUUGGGGUUAGGGUAGGGUUGGGUUCAGGGUUGACUGGAGGUUUGGGUAGGGUUAGGUCUAGGGUUAGGGUUGGGGUAAGGAUUGAGCCGGGGUGUGGACAUGAAAGCUGGAGUUAGGGUUGGGGUAAGGGUUGAGCCUUGGUCUGGACAUGAAGCUAUGGUUAGGGUUAUCAUAGAGAUCCUAUAAUUAUAUAUGUAAUUCUAUGCUUUCACAGCUCUCAGCUGUUCACCUGACAGCUCUUCUAUGUAAUGCUGUCAAAGAGAGAGUGUUCUCAGUCAACUUAACUGGUGAUAUACAGUGAGGGAAAAAAGUAUUUGAUCCCCUGUGUCACGGUGCUGUGUAGGUUGUGGUGUAGAAUCAGGCGCAGGCAGCAGAGGAUAAGUCCAACAAGACUUUACUGAAGCACAAAAAUAUAUCCAAAACAGCCCGGAGGCAAAAGGACGCACACAGGCGUAAAUGCGAGCGCACACACAGGUGCGUAAACUCUCCUAAACACACAAGGAGGCAACGAAGGAAAAUAGCGUACCGACAGGGUUAGCGCAACCACGACAUGAACAAUUACACACAAACACUAACCUAACACAAGGAAACUAAAUAGGGUGCUAAAUGAGACCUAACACAAAACAGGUGUGACUAACAGACAAAACCAAACAAACAAGAAACAUAGAGCGGUGGCAGCUAGAACUCCGGAGACGACGACGGCGAAACCUGCUCCGAACAAGGGAGGAGAGCCGCCUCGGCCGAAACCGUGACACCCUGCUGAUUUUGUACGUUUGCCCACUGACAAAGACAUGAUCAGUCUAUAAUUUUAAUGGUAGGUUUAUUUGAACAGUGAGAGACAGAAUAACAACAAAAGAAUCCAGAAAAACGCAUGUCAAAAAUGUUAUAAAUUGAUUGCAUUUUACUGAGGGAAAUAAGUAUUUGACCCCUCUGCAAAACAUGACUUAGUACUUGGUGGCAAAACCCUUGUUGGCAAUCACAGAGGUCAGACGUUUCUUGUAGUUGGCCACCAGGUUUGCACACAUCUCAGAGGGAUUUGCCCACUCCUUUGCAGCUCAAGCAUUAGGUUCGAUACGUUUGCAACGAUUCAGCUCUCCACAGUUUUCAUGGAUUAGUCGGGACUGCUAGGCACGCCAGGACCUUAAUGUGUUUUCUCUUGAGCCACUCCUUUGUUGCCUUGGCUGUGUGUUUUGGGUCAUUGUCAUGCUGGAAUACCCAUCCAACAACCUAUUUUCAAUGCCCUGGCUGAGGGAGGAGGUUCUCACCCAAGAUUUGACGGUACAUGGCCCCGUCCAUCGUCGCUUUGAUGCGGUGAAUUGUCCUGUCCCCUUAGCAGAAAAACACCCCCAAAGCAUACUGUUUUCCACCUCCAUGUUUGACGGUGGGGAUGGUGUUUUGGGGUCAUAGCAGCAUCCUCCUCCUCCAAACACGGCGAGUUGAGUUGAUGCCAAGAGCUCGAUUUUGGUCUCAUCUGACCACAACACUUUCACCCAGUUCUCCUCUGAAUCAUUCAGAUGUUCAUUGGCAAACUUCAGACGGGCCUGUAUAUGUGCUUUCUUGAGCAGGGGGACCUUGCGGGCGCUGCAGGAUUUCAGUCCUUCACGGCGUAGUGUGUUACCAAUUGUUUUCUUGGUGACUAUGGUCCCAGCUGCCUUGAGAUCAUUGACAAGAUCCUCCCGUGUAGUUCUGGGCUGAUUCCUCACCGUUCUCAUGAUCAUUGCAACUACACGAGGUGAGAUCUUGCAUGGAGCCCCAGGCCGAGGGAGAUUGACAGUUCUUUUGUGUUUCUUCCAUUUGCGAAUAAUCGCACCAACUGUUGUCACCUUCUCACCAAGCUGCUUGGCGAUGGUCUUGUAGCCCAUUCCAGCCUUGUGUAGGUCUACAAUCUUGUCCCUGACAUCCUUGGAGAGCUCUUUGGUCUUGGCCAUGGUGGAGAGUUUGGAAUCUGAUUGAUUGAUUGCUUCUGUGGACAGGUGUCUUUUAUACAGGUAACAAGCUGAGAUUAGGAGCACUCCCUUUAAGAGUGUGCUCCUAAUCUCAGCUCGUUACCUGUAUAAAAGACACCUGGGAGCCAGACAUCUUUCUGAUUGAGAGGGGGUAAAAUACUUAUUUCCCUCAUUAAAAUGCAAAUCAAUUUAUAACAUUUUUGACAUGCGUUUUUCUGGAUUGUUUUGUUUUUAUUCUGUCUCUCACUGUUCAAAUAAACCUACCAUUAAAAUUAUAGACUGAUAAUUUCUUUGUCAGUGGGCAAACGUACAAAAUCAGCAGGGGAUCAAAUACUUUUUUCCCUCACUGUAAGGGUUACAGUACUACAUAAAGUAUAUCAUACAUGUCCUCUCUCCCCCCACCCCCAGCUCCACCCAUGUUCCUGCCCAUCUCCUCCACCCCCCAGCCUGAGAGACGGCAGGCCCCCCAGAGGAGACACUCCAUUGAGAAGGAGACGCCCACCAAUGUACGACAGUUCAUACCCCCAUCCAGACAGAGCUCCAAGUCUCUGGUGAGUAACAGAAGAGAAGAAGGGAAAGAGAAGAGUUGAUCAAUCUUGAGAAAAUUGAGCACAUUGGAGAUUUUGGUUGCUGAAUAGUGUGUCAGUUUGUCUUGUGUUCAUCAGCCUCCAUCUUAUUUCUGUUAGGUGAUGUAAAAUGCUCGUAACACCCCACCUCCAAUCCCCCCAGCUCUUCUCUCCCACACACACCUCUAUAACCCCUGUCCUCCCCCUCUACCAUACAUCUCUAUAACCCCUGUCCUCCCCCUCUUCCAUACAUCUAUAUAACCCCUGUCCUCCCCCUCUUCCAUAUACAGUGCAUUGGGAAAGUAUUCAGACCCCUUGACUUUUUCCACAUUUUGUUACGUUACAGACUUAUUUUAAAAUUGAUUAAAUUACAUUUUUUCUCAUCAAUCUACACACAAUACCCCAUAAUGACAAAGCGAAAACAGGUUUUAAGAAAUACUUUACAUAAGUAUUCGACCCUUGCUAUGAGACUUGAAAUUGAAGCUCAGGUGCAUUCCUGUUUCCAUUGAUCAUCCUUGAGAUGUUUCUACAACUUGAUUAGAGUCCACCUGUGGUAAAUUCAAUUGAUUGGACACGAUUUGGAAAGGCACAAACCUGUGAUAUAAGGUCCCACAGUUGACAGUGCAUGUCAGAGCAAAAACCAAGCCAUGAGGUCGAAGGAAUUGUCCAUAGAGCUCCGAGAUAGGAUUGUGUCGAGGCACAGAUCUGGGGAAGGGUACCAAAAAAUGUCUGCAGCAUUGAAGGUCCCCAAGAACUCAGUGGCCUCCAUCAUUCUUAAAUGGAAGAAGUUUGGAACCAGCAAGACUCUUCCUAGAGCUGGCCGCCCAGCCAAACUGAGCAAUCGGGGGAGAAGGGCCUUGGUCAGGGAGGUGACCAAGAACCCAAUGGUCACUCUGACAGAGCUCCAGAGUUCCUCUGUGGAGAUGGGAGAACCUUCCAGAAGGACAACCAUCUCUGCAGCAUUCCACCAAUCAGGCCUUUAUGGUAGAGUGGCCAGACAGAAGCCACUCCUCAGUAAAAGGCACAUGACAGGCCGCUUGGAGUUUGCCAAAAGGCACCUAAAGACUCUCAGACCAUGAGAAACAAGAUUCUCUGGUCUGAUGAAACCAAGAUUGAACUCUUUGGCCUGAAUGCCAAGAGUCAUGUCUGGAGGAAACCUGGCAUCAUCCCUACGGUGACAUAUGGUGGUGGCAGCAUCAUGAUGUGGGGAUGUUUUCAGCGGCAGGGACUGGUAGACUAGUCAGGAUCGAGGGAAUGAUGAAAAGAGAACGUACAGAGAGAUCCUUGAUGAAAACCUGCUCCAGAGCACUCAGGACCUCAGACUUGGUCAAAGUUUCACCUUCCAACAGGAAGUACACAGCCAAGACAACACAGGAGUGGCUUCGGGACAAGUCUCUGAAUGUCCUUGAGUGGCCCAGCCAGAGCCCGGACUUGAACCUGAUCGAACAUCUCUGGAGAGACCUGAAAAUAGCGGUGCAGUGACACUCCCCAUCCAACCUGACAGAGUUUGAGAGGAUCUGCAGAGAAGAAUGGGAGAAACUCCCCAAAUACAGGUGUGCCAAGCUUGUAGCGUCAUACCCAAGAAGACUCGAGUCUGUAAUCGCUGCCAAAGGUGCUUCAACAAAGUACUGAGUAAAGGGUCUGAAACCUGUUUUGUCUUUGUCAUUAUGGGGUAUUGUGUGUAGAUUGAUGAGGGGGGAAAACAAUUUAAUCAAUUUUAGAAUAAGGCUGUAAUGUAACAAAACGUGGAAAAAGUCAAGGGGUCUGAAUACUUUCCGAAUGCACUGUCCCUCUAUAACCCCAUGUAAGAAAACAAGGGCAAAUUAAGUCAUACAAUAAAAAUCUUGACACACAGGUCCAUGUAUGCACACAUGCAAAUGACCACACACACACCCCUGACCUCCCCUUCUUCCAUACACCUUUAUAAUCCCUGUCCUCCCCCUCUUCCAUACACCAUUAUAAUCCCUGUCCUCCCCCUCUAUACACCUCUAUAAUCCCUGUCCUCCCCCUCUUCCAUACACCUAAUAAUCCCUGUCCUCCCCCUCUUCCAUACACCUUUAUAAUCCCUGUCCUCCCCCUCUUCCAUACACCUCUAUAAUCCCUGUCCUCCCCCUCUUUCAUACACCUUUAUAAUCCCUGUCCUCCCCCUCUUCCAUACACCUCUAUAACCCCUGUCCUUCUCAGGUCGGAAGGAUAGCCCACCAUCUGUUCCCCUGGAACCCCCUCCUCCUCCACUCCCCUCCCUCCACCCUCCACCCCUUAUGGAGCUCCUACCCUGUCGAGGUGUUUGUCUUGGGCAUGGUGUGGUCUGCCCUGUCUGCUCUGUGCAGGGGAAGAAAGCCUUUCAAGGUUUGCCAGUCGCCCCUUAUGUCCAUGCUGGCACACCGUAGUUCAUCAUCAUCUCUUCUAAUGCUUCCUGCUUUCCUAGAGAUCCAUCUCUCAGCCCCGCCCAGGACUGUUGCUGUUUUCAUAGAAAGCCCUUCAGUUUAGGUGUGAUUGUCAUUAUGCAUUUUGACAGUCAACAGCAGAUGCAUCCCUCACUGGAGCACCAAUCAUUUAAUCAUACUCAGCUUUGCUCCAUUUAACCAUAGUUAUAGUUGUUGUGCUUGCAAGCAUCAUGUAGCCUAGCUAGCCACUGCCAAGUAAAACAAUGCUCUAGAUAGAUUAAUUAAGUCCUUCAUGUUGUGUAUACUGUAUAUAACAUACUGUUGUUCAGUAGCAAGUAUAAACUCCCUAUUUUUUGUUGUUGUUGAUACUCCCUAGGCUCUCCCCCUCCUUCCCUUCCUCUGGGCCAGAGACAAUGCAGCCCACUGUAUCUCUGUGAGUCAUAAGAUCAGCAGCAGGAGCCACAGCAGCAUUACAGAGUUACAGUAUAUUCAUGGUUCUUCUGGGAGUGAGAAACAUUAGCUGGGUGCAACAACAAAAAACGUUGAAUAGAGACACAUUAUUGAGAAACAUUAUUGGAACAACACCAGGAUGACCAGUAAUUGCAGCAGCAGCAGCAGACCUGGUGUACUGUUGAAGAUAGCAUCUCCGUAGUCCCACCGCAGGCUUAGUUAUUGAAGUCAGAAACAGCCAGAUAGAAGCAGAAAACCAACCACAGCAGAGGGGCCUUGUGUGUUUUUAGGUUGUCUAUACCUUUAUGUGAAGCAGAACCAAGUAGAGGAUUUCUGGAAUUUUCUGGAAUAUUGUCAUUAUCUGUCAUCACUCCAGUUGUUUACUCGUUCCGUGCCCUCUGUGCUUUGUUUGUCCCCUCGGCUUGCCGGGUGAACAAUGGAUACUUUUUUUGCCCAAACUUGUCAGAACCCGGACAGAGUGCACCGAGAGGUUCUGGUGUGUGUGUGUGUGGACGGAAUGGUAACAAGGGCGGUUUGUGUGGUUGUCAUAGUAACCUGGCCGGUGCUGUGUGUGUGUUUUCAGGAGGAGUUUUGUUUCCCGGUAGAGUGCUUGUCCCUGACGGUGGAAGAGGUGAUGCAUAUCAGACAGGUGCUGGUCAAAGCAGAGUUGGAGAAGUUCCAACAGUACAAGGACGUGUACAACGCUAUGAAGAAGGGAAAGGUCAGUUUACUGCUGUUCAUUUUCACCCAGCUGAAAUAAAAGUAUCUCGGACUAAACAUCACAGUACCUAUUGUUGAGAAAAAUCAUCUUACACGUUCCUUUCAAAAUCUUUGAGGUCACAUAAUUUGAUCACACACUGCUUUUUGAAUGAUUUGAUUCCUUUUGUCUUAAACUUUUGAUGCACCUGUUCUGAAUUUCUUCUUUUUACAGCUUUGCUUCUGUUGCCGAACCAAAAGGUUUUCCUUGUUCACAUGGUCCUACACCUGCCAGUUCUGCAAAAGGCCUGUGUGUUCACAGUGCUGUCAAAAAGUAUGUCAUAUUUAUUCUCUCACACUGAUGGAUGCCCACUGAUAGAAAGUAAUCCCAUAAUAUUGUCUUUAUGAAUGUGUUCAUACUCUGCUCUAUUUCUGUCUCUCUGUCAGAUGAGGCUACCCUCCAAGCCCUAUGCCAACCUGCCCAUCUAUUCCCUGGGCUCUACCACCACUCUACCCAGGGACCGGGUAGCAGCCAUGGGGAAAGCUGCCAGUAUAGCUGGUCCAUCAGCCGCCCCAGCAGCAGCAGCAGUUUCAGCAGGAAAAGGAAAAGCAGCAGUUAAAGCAGCAGCCUCAGCAGCAGCAGGACCAAGCAGAGCAGCAGCAGCCCCCAAGCCUGAGAAACCCUCUACUAGCCACCACCGCCUCAGCCUUCAGAAGACCAUGUCCAAGUAGGCACCCCUCUACUACUUCUCUAGAUCAUAACGUUUUUUUAAAAAAUGUGCCUGUUUUAGAUGUGCAAGACUUAUUCUCAAAUGAAGUUAUGUUCUAUUUUAAGAGCAACUGUAGCCGACUGAGCCCAGUGAGGGACAGAGACGGAACCUACUCUGUUACACAACUUAGUGUUAACCUCUCCUCCCUCCCUCGCUCAGGUUGUCUAAGCACGGUAGUCUGGAGAAGUCCCAGUCCCGUGACGAGGUGGAGCUUCCAGCGGAGCUGACGGAGGACUGGUGCACCAUGGAAGUGUGUGUGGACUGCAAGAAGUUCAUCCACGACAUCAUCUCCUCCAGCAAGCACAGCCUCUCCCUGGCCACCAAGCGGGCGCGCUUAAAACGCAAGACCCAGUCCUUCUACAUGUCGUCCCCCAAGGGAGCUGAUUACCGACCCUCUGAAAGAACAAUCAACGAGAUCUAGACUCUCCCCUCGUCCUUGUCUACCUUCUCCACUGUCUUCUAGCUGCUUCCAGCACUUAUGGCACAAUACAGAACUCUGACUGACUGGGUUUUGAUCUGGAUGACUGUGCUGCGAUCCGGCCUAUACCGUGUCUAGUUUCAUCUGUCUGUCGAUGCUGUCAGAGCAGGCUGUGGACCUUUACUUUUCCUUGGAGGAAUGUGGACUGUGUAGUCAGUGCUUGUUACUAUGUCCUCUGAUCGUUGAAUACAGUACCAGUACUUUCAGACAAAAGGAUACUAGUCCAUUUUUAUACAAUAUUUUGCUCAGCAAUGUAAAUGUUGCCAUAAUGUUCUGCCAUAGAGAGGUGAUUAAGGACACUGAAUGAUCAAAUGUAAAGUAUGAGGUAGUGUAAAGAUUCAAAGUGGUAUGGCCUCAAUCACCCCCUAUACUGGCACAAUUGGUGGAAUGUGGUAGGAGUUACUCACCCACAGAAAAAUCAAUGAGCACAAGGCAAAAUAACGCUCCAUAUUUGAAUUCCUCAGGCUAUGGUGUUCUACUGUAAGAGAGUAGGUGUGAUGCUGACAACACAAGUCCCAUACUGAGAGCUGUGAACAUCUUAAAGUGGAGACAUGAGACAAAAGCAACAAAUGAUUGGAUGAUGACUUGAAAGGAUAUGGAACUAUGAAAUUGUAGAUGUUUUUUUACAAGUUAUCAUUUUGUAUGGUAUGGUAUACGUGUGUACAUAUGGUUCGGCUUAGAGUCAGGUGUUUUGUGAUGAAAAGUUGUCUCCCCCUUUUUACUCUUCUUGACAUGUUCAGGUUAUUUUUAGCUGACGGUACAAUAAUGAAUUAUGCUCAUUGAUGUUCUCUGGGGUUCUGAGCGGUCUUGAUGAAGCAUCAUUUUACCAUAAAGAAUAACAGGUAAACAAACAGCGUAUCACUUUGCUCAAAGUUGGAUCAUACCCAUGAAGGUAGCCCAAACCUCUCACCUGUCUUGCCCUAGGCGUAGGGUCUACGGGAAUGUCAGGUGUAUUACAUUGACAAUACAGUACUUGCUGCUAAUGUCAGCUUUAGUGCCAAAAGGAUUCCCUUCUGUCUAAACCAUAAUAUAAAACCCAAAGAAGUAUUUUUUUCUGCUGUAAAUACUCAUUGACCUUGCUAUAGAUAGCCAUCGCAUCCCCCGAUUAGAGCAUGUUUCUCCAAAAGACGUCAUACUGAUGAAUAUACUAACCAUAGAAAUAUAAUUAAUAGAAUGGGCGUCCCCAUUCAAGUCAAUGAUGGCAUAAUGGGUGGACUGGCAGCCAUUUUGAGUGUACCCAUAGCUAGGUUUAAAAUAUACAGGUUAAGACAACG
Messenger RNA from Coregonus sp. 'balchen', 23826 nucleotides. Lineage: Eukaryota; Metazoa; Chordata; Actinopteri; Salmoniformes; Salmonidae. The record is from the annotation of a GenBank genome assembly.